Molecule: messenger RNA, 3886 nt
Organism: Leopardus geoffroyi (Geoffroy's cat)
Lineage: Eukaryota; Metazoa; Chordata; Mammalia; Carnivora; Felidae
Gene: ANKH
Product: ANKH inorganic pyrophosphate transport regulator
Exons: 12
Coding region: 484-1962 (492 amino acids)
Biological process (GO): phosphate ion transmembrane transport
Cellular component (GO): membrane
Molecular function (GO): phosphate transmembrane transporter activity
Source: RefSeq, a predicted model, not a curated record
CCGGCCCCUCCCCAGCCCGCCGCCCGCCCGCCCCCGGGGCCGCCGGCGGUGUCCGCGCCUCCGCGCCCGCCCCUGAUUUCCUCCGCACGGCGGCGGCGGCGGCAGCGGCGGCGGCGCCUCGUGCGCGUGGUUAUUUAUUUAUUUCCGGGCCCCAGAGCGCUUAUAAUGGAGCCGCUGUCAGCAGAACCUUCUGCUGCCGCCGCCGCCGCCGCUGCCGCCGCUGUCCCUCCUCUUUUUUUUCCCGGCAGAUCUUUGUUGUGUGGGAGGGCAGCGGGGAUGGACUUGAGCUUGCGGAUCUCCUGCUAGAGCAGCCGCGCUUGGAGAGGGCGCCGCAGCCGCGAGGAGGAGCCGCCGCCGCCCCGAGGCCCCGCCGGACCCGGCCUCCGUCCGCCCGCGCCCCCGCUCGGCCCACUCGCCCCGCGCCUCCCGGCAGAGUCCCCUCGCGGCGGCAGAUGUGUGUGGGGUCAGCCCACGGCGGGGACUAUGGUGAAAUUCCCGGCGCUCACGCACUACUGGCCCCUGAUCCGGUUCCUGGUGCCCCUGGGCAUCACCAACAUAGCCAUCGACUUCGGGGAGCAGGCCUUGAACCGGGGCAUUGCUGCUGUUAAGGAAGAUGCGGUGGAAAUGCUGGCCAGCUACGGGCUGGCGUACUCACUCAUGAAGUUCUUCACGGGUCCCAUGAGUGACUUUAAAAACGUGGGCCUGGUGUUUGUGAACAGCAAGCGAGACAGGACCAAGGCUGUCCUGUGCAUGGUCGUGGCCGGUGCCAUCGCCGCCGUCUUCCACACCCUGAUAGCUUAUAGUGACUUAGGUUACUACAUUAUCAAUAAACUGCAUCAUGUGGACGAGUCCGUGGGGAACAAAACGAGAAGGGCCUUCCUGUAUCUUGCUGCCUUCCCUUUUAUGGAUGCCAUGGCAUGGACCCACGCUGGCAUUCUCCUGAAACACAAAUACAGUUUCCUGGUGGGAUGUGCCUCGAUCUCAGACGUCAUAGCUCAGGUCGUUUUUGUAGCCAUUUUGCUCCACAGUCACCUGGAAUGCAGGGAGCCUCUGCUCAUCCCCAUCCUUUCCUUGUACAUGGGCGCCCUUGUGCGCUGCACCACCCUGUGCCUGGGCUACUACAAGAACAUCCACGACAUCAUCCCCGACAGGAGCGGACCGGAGCUGGGGGGGGAUGCAACGAUAAGGAAGAUGCUGAGCUUCUGGUGGCCCCUGGCUCUCAUCUUGGCUACACAGAGAAUCAGUAGACCGAUCGUCAACCUCUUUGUUUCCCGGGACCUUGGUGGAAGUUCUGCAGCAACAGAGGCGGUGGCAAUUUUGACAGCCACAUACCCUGUGGGUCACAUGCCAUAUGGAUGGCUGACGGAAAUCCGUGCCGUCUACCCUGCUUUUGACAAGAAUAACCCCAGCAAUAAACUGGUGAGCACCAGCAACACGGUGACAGCCGCCCACAUCAAGAAGUUCACGUUCGUCUGCAUGGCCUUGUCACUCACGCUCUGUUUCGUGAUGUUCUGGACCCCCAACGUUUCCGAGAAGAUUUUGAUAGACAUCAUCGGAGUGGACUUCGCCUUUGCAGAGCUCUGCGUUGUCCCCUUGCGUAUCUUCUCCUUCUUCCCGGUGCCAGUCACUGUGAGGGCCCAUCUCACCGGGUGGCUGAUGACUCUGAAGAAGACCUUUGUCCUGGCCCCCAGCUCUGUGCUGCGGAUCAUCGUCCUCAUCACCAGCCUCGUGGUCCUGCCCUACCUGGGGGUACACGGAGCCACCCUGGGCGUGGGCUCCCUCCUGGCGGGGUUUGUGGGAGAAUCCACCAUGGUCGCCAUAGCAGCGUGCUACGUCUAUCGGAAACAGAAAAAGAAGAUGGAGAACGAGACUGCGGCCGAGGGGGAGGACUCGGCGAUGACGGACAUCCCGCCAGCAGAGGAGGGGACGGACGUCGUGGAAAUGCGAGAGGAGAACGACUAAGGCCGGGACGCAGGCGCAGCAGGGGCGCUCGAGAUGGCUCUGCAGCAUCGUCUCCUCUCCCGUCGUGUUUUGUUCUGUUCUUGGCUUUGGUUUUGGUUUUGGUUUAACGGAAGAGGCCUUGAUUGGAAGGUUUCGUGCAAACUCCCGGGCACACUGGGUAUGCCCGCCCUGCUGGGGGGGGGGGGGGGGACCUCGACGACGGUCUCCGCCACUGCUUUGUAAAAAACCAACGGAACAACCGAGUUCGCGCCCCCGCUUCCCGAACAUCCAGAAGACGCGGCUGCCUCGUAGAACGGGCCGUCUCCUCCUCCCUCGGACAAUCUCCACUUGGAACCAAAGGACUGCGGCUGUGCCAUCAGCGCCCUCGCCACCACUGCCCAGCAGGCCAGACUUGACCCCGUCCCUUUGCAUCUCUCUUAACGAAUCAGCAGGUUACAACUCGGCUUUCUUGGAUCGGCUUCCCAGGAGCAGGAGCCCAGCUGUACACAGAGACGUGGCCCCGGAGGCCUCCGCCCUGCAGCCCGGAGCCGUCUGCCACACUCGUGCGCGCGGGGGGUCCGCGACAGGCUGCGGCCUGGAGUGGCCGUUCACACUGAGGAAUGCACCUGUGAACGCGCUGCACGGACGGACGGACGGGCCUGACCUCCCCCCUGUAGGAAGGUUCGAGAUGCCAGGGGAGUCGCGCGGACUGAACGAUCGCCUUUCACCGGCAUUGCCCUAGGUUUGAGCGAGCUCCCGCGUUUCAGACCCCGCCGUGUACAUACAUGAGCUAACUUUUUUUAAGUUGUCACAAACGCGCAUCUCCAAAUUUCAGCGUCCUCCGGCAUGACUUUCCCCGAAGGCUUGUUUUUCACUCACCUUUCCUGAAGAUGGCGCUCGAGCAAGUGAAAUGGAGCAUUCUAACUUCGCGGUCUUAGUUCUUACAGUGAACUGAAGCUUUAAGUCAUAAUCUAGCAUUCUAAUGCCAGGUUGCUGUAUCGUAACUUUUGAAGUAGGUUCACUACCUGGUUCCGCUCCUUUUAGUCAUAACCAUGCGGUGCAGGUAAUUUCACGCCACACGAUAAAACAUUUUGUAAACGACAGCAGAGUCACUAUGUGAUACUCCCUGAAAUGACACAUUUGAAAUCCAUUCAGUGCAGUAUAUUUUUCUAAGUUUUGGAAAGCGGGUUUUUUCUUUAAAAAAUUAUGGACACAGUUCACUAAAUUCUUGAUGUAGUCAAAAUUCUAGACUGAAAGAACCUAAACACAAAAAUAUUUUAAAGAUAUAAAUAUAUACUGUAUAUGUUAUGUAAUUUAUUUUAGGCUAUAAUACAUUUCCUAUUUUCGCAUUUUCAAUAAAAGGUCUCUAAUACGAUACGGUGAUUGCUUGUGUGCUCCACGUACCUGCAGUUGAAACGUAUUGUAUUGUAUCUUCUUACAGUUUUACAGAGUCACUUGUAUAUAAAUGUGAGGAUCAGUAGAUGACAAGAGAACUAUUUUUAAUUCUGGGUGGGUGACGGGUGUAACUGGGAUCAGCUGGCAUAGACAAUAGUGGGAAUGGAAUACUUUGCCGGAAGGGCAAAAAAAGGAAAAAGGCGAGCCUUUUGUGUUUACUGUUUUCAGUGCUGUGUAAUCAUAUUGUUCCCCAUUAAAAAAAAAAAAAAAAAAGAAAAGAAAAAAGAAUGUAAGGGCAAGUCAGCCAUGACCAUCGCAGGGUUGCAUUCACGUUUCUGGACAAGUGACCCUUGGGCGUGCCCACCAUGGGGACAAAUCUUCAUGUGCUUCCCCCGAGCGACUUUUCCUUCCAUAUAUAUGAGCGCUGGAAAUUAAGAUGCACAGCCUUUGGGUGGUUUCAGGGGCAGAUCUGAGAAGACGGGGGAAACGUCUAAUUGUAUCAGCUUUUUAAAAGUACGUGACUAGAAAAUUAAACAGCAGUAUUUUUUAA